AUGCCCGAACAAGGAGAAGAAAGUUGUUGUCAUUUUCGAGUUGGUUAUGGCCUACCAACAAGAAAGAUCGAAGCUUUCAUGGUUCCAUCAUUCAUCGACUACGCUAAACAACGAGGUAUCGAUUUCAUCCCUAUCGAUGUUUCAAAACCAAUAACCGAACAAGGCCCAUUCGAUUGCAUCAUUCACAAGCUUUAUGGCCAAGAAUGGAACCAUAAUCUUGAAAAUUUCUCCUUAGAGAACCCGAAUGCCAUUAUUAUCGACCCUCCUUUGUCCAUCCAACGUCUCCAUAACCGUAUUUCAAUGCUUGAACCGGUUACUCAACUCAAAAUCCCUCAACUUAACAUCCCACCUCAAAUCCUCAUUCAAGAUUCCGCGUCUUUAAAAUCUUUUGAGCUUACAAAUUAUAAAGACUUGAAUUUUCCUUUGAUCGCGAAAUCUUUACUUGCGGAUGGGACUACUAAAGCACAUAACAUGUCUCUAGUGUUUAACCAAGAAGGGUUAACCAAAGGGCUAGAACUAGACCCUCCUUUGGUUUUGCAACAAUUUGUGAACCAUGGUGGGAUCAUAUUUAAAGUAUAUGUAGCCGGUGAUUAUGUAAAAUGCGAGAAAAGGAAUUCUUUGCAAGAUAUUUCAAAGGAGACUUUGGACAAGAUGGCAUCAUCCGGUGGAGAUAUAACAUUUUCUCAAAUAUCAAGUGCAGUUGUAUCCGGUGACGAUGAUUUGAGUAAUGAUAAACCAAAGAUGCCAAAACCCGAGUUUCUUGAUCAAGUUGCGAAAGGCUUGAGAAUGGCUCUUGGAUUACAUCUUUUUAAUUUCGAUAUGAUUAAAGAUGACAAAAUUAGUGAUGGGUAUCUUGUAGUUGAUAUCAAUUACUUUCCUGGUUACGAAAAGUUACCUUUUUAUGAAUCUACAAUGACCGAUUUCUUCUUAAAUAUUAAGAAAUUACAAGAAGAAAAGAAGAUGAUUAACAAGGAGAACUAG
Erigeron canadensis is the source of this 981-nucleotide messenger RNA. Its product is annotated as inositol-tetrakisphosphate 1-kinase 5-like. Gene Ontology annotation, molecular function: inositol-3,4,5,6-tetrakisphosphate 1-kinase activity; ATP binding; inositol-1,3,4-trisphosphate 6-kinase activity. Gene Ontology annotation, biological process: inositol trisphosphate metabolic process. The coding region runs from base 1 to 981 and encodes 326 amino acids. Lineage: Eukaryota; Viridiplantae; Streptophyta; Magnoliopsida; Asterales; Asteraceae. The transcript has a single exon. The record is from RefSeq and is a predicted model, not a curated record. Gene Ontology annotation, cellular component: cytoplasm.